This is a messenger RNA of Mobula hypostoma (lesser devil ray), 2323 nucleotides long. Its product is annotated as sialic acid-binding Ig-like lectin 16. Bases 234 to 1517 code for a protein of 427 amino acids. The transcript is spliced from 8 exons. NCBI's taxonomy places the organism in Eukaryota, Metazoa, Chordata, Chondrichthyes, Myliobatiformes, Myliobatidae. The record is from RefSeq and is a predicted model, not a curated record.
GUGAAGAAAUCUGGUAGAAAAAGCUUUUUUUUUAAACACUGCUCGGGGAGAAGGGUCUGCACUGCGCAGGCGCGUGACGUAGCGUGCCAAGGUUUAAAAAGAGAAAUUUUCAACACCUCUUGUUUCAGUCGAAGCAAGCAGCUGAGAAGAAGGGAGUGAAGAAAUCUGGUAGAAAAAGCUUUUUUUUUAAACACUGCUCGGGGAGAAGGGUCUGCACUGUGCAGGAAACUGGCAUGAAGUCUGUGGAAUUAAGGGAGACAAGUAGUGAGAUCAUGGAAACUGUACAGAUUCAAAAGGAGGAGGUGCUUGCUGUCUUGAGGAAAAUUAAAGUGGAUAAAUCCCCGGGACCUGACAGGGUGUUCCCUCGGACCUUGAAGGAGACUAGUGUUGAAAUUGCAGGGGCCCUGGCAGAAAUCUGUCGCUGUCUACAGACCGAGACCAGAAAACAUCAGAAGAUCUGGGUUUGGAAAAUGAUCAGGAAGUUGUACUUCCUCCUGUCAGUUCUGCGUGUAACACCAGCAGCAGCCACAAAGCCAGAAGAGUGGAAAGCCAGCACUUUCAAACAUGUGAGCGCCCCAUGGGGUACGUGUGCACGGAUUCCAUGCAACUACACGUACCCAAUGCAUCUGGCCAAUAAAUCACGGACUGCAAUUUGGAUUAAUGGUAAUACCAGAAACCUGCACCCUGUAGUUUUCCACUCUGAGAACAACAGCCGAGUGUCGUUGAGGUUCCAACAUCGGGCGAAUCUGUCUGGAGACCUGAAAGACAAUGACUGCUCCCUGGUUAUAAACAACGUGGAGAAGGCAGAUGGAGGUUAUUACUAUUUCAGAAUUGAAUUUGGAAACAAGGAUAACUAUUCCUUCUUUCCUGCAACACUCCUCUCUGUUUGUAAUUACACAGAUACACCCUCGAUAUUCCCUGUUGUAUUGGAUGCAGGAAAGCCUGUGGACAUAAGCUGCACCUUCAACUUCAAGUGCAAUGGAUCGACACCCAACUUCAAGUGCAAUGGAUCGACACCCAUCUUCACUUGGCACUUCCCUGCUGGUGGCCCACUGUCAGCCCCAGCCAGUGUCGUUCUGCAAAGACACUGGACAUUUACUUCUGUUUGGACCCUGACACCAGAGCUCAAAUACCACGGGCAGAAUCUCAGCUGCAGAGUCAGAUACCCACCUGCUUCAUCAGAGCAGAUCGUCACACUAACUGUGCGGUCUCCUACCUCGGUGCAAAGCUCAGUAAUCAUUCCACUAACUACUGCUGCAGCUGUCGUCUUCCUGAUCAUUUCAUCGGCUGUGAUUGGCUUCAUCGUCAAGGCCCGAUGGAGAACAGACAGACCAGCAGAAUGUGCAUCAAGGCCGGCCUCAAAGGAGGCAUCUAGACCGGUGACAUGGAGAAAAAGACAGAUGCAAGAGGAAGUUCCAAAGUGUCCGGAAACCACACUGAAAGUGAAUGAAUAUCAAGAUAUUGACAUUUAUGCAAACUGCCAGCCCGCUGAAAGUUCCAUAUAUGGAAAUAUAUAAUCCAAUCGGGAAUGGGUAAUAGACGCACUGGGAAGAGCGCAAGGAAGGAGUUCUUGGAAUUCCAAUUUACCUUCCAAAGAGCAACAGGAAUUCACACUCCCCCAAUCAAUUCGAAAGUACUUGACGUAGACUCAAGCCAAUCCCAAAAUAUCAUCUAAUGCAGUGCCUUACUUUUGGAAGAAAUCUCCUCACCUCCCCAGUCAUUAGAGCAUAGAACAGCACUCAUAGACCUCCACUUUUCUUACAUUCAUCAUCCAUUAUUGUCCACAGGUAUCACUAGGUGUCCAUAGGUUAAACACCAACAUCCAUUCCCUUGUGUGUGAGGGAUUUCAACUUUCAAUUUGUAACCCAUGUUGCAGUCUAUGAACAUUGAGAGAUUGAUCAUUACUGAGUACAGACAUUGGGAGAAAGAGGCAAGUUUGUGUAGGGGAGAUAAAGAUAAUUUGCUAGCUGGGAUAAUUUUCUAUGUAAAACGCUUUGUUUAUUCAGCCUGAUUACAGUGGAUUCAACCCGUAUCUCAAGUUCAGCACUCCUGGGGAGCCCAAUGUUGUAUUUUCUGCAGCAAUGUGGCUCCCAAUGUCCUGCUGCAUGAGGAAGGUCUCUGAGUGAGAUGAGGCAAUGGUUGGGAAAUAAGAAACUCACCCACACGCUGCAUGGAUGACCUUCUGACAGCUGAAAGGUCUUUUCAUUGUCUCCAGUGUUUCUGAUCAACCGAACUCCAGAAAAUCAUUGCAAUAAAGAAAAGAUAUAAACAUGUCUACAAUAAACCCUCUUCAGACCGGAUUCAAUCUAAAUAAAUAAAUAAA